AUGAAGAAGACUCUAGGUGGAAUCGUGGUUAUCGAUACUAGUCCCGCUCGAUUCACACAUCAAGAUCUACCUUCCAGUCAAACUCUGACCCAGAUUCAACCGCAGCAUCAACCUCAGUCUCAGGGUCAAGCUCUAGGUCAAGUUCAAGCUCAAGAUGGAUAUCCCCGUAUGAACCGAUUCCGAUCAAAAAAUAUCCAUAAACCAGAUAACUACGAUCAUGAAAAACAAAAUCAAGCUGUAUAUUUAUAUUUCCCCAUUUUCAUCGCUUUUCUGUUGGUCCUCCUCUCGAAUGUAUCAACACCUAUUAUUAAAGUAUUAUCAAUUGCUAAUGUCUCAAUGGGCGUUAAUGGGACUGUGAGCAUUGGUACUUGGGGUUGGUGUGCUAAGGAUGUACCUGGAUUCGAUGACUCAUGUUCUGAGCUCAGAGGAUUUUCAGAAGAUCUCAGUAUCACAUUAAAUGACUUACCUGAACCUGUUCAUCACAUGUACAAAACUUUCGAUGAUAAAUUGAGCCCUUCGUAUCUAUUAGCAAGUGAAAUCAUGCAUGUUCUGGCCGGUUUAUCAGUUUGGAUCGUUGUGACAUGGACAUUGGCAGCAGCUGGAUCAUGGAGAGCUAGAGAAGUUCAUGCUUAUGAAUGGACCAAAUGGGCUUUCCACUUAUCUGGUUUCAGUGCCAUAUUCGUUCUCAUAGCUUGGGCAUUAGAUCUAGGGAUGUACACACGUAUUCAAAAGAACGUCAUUGAUCAGAAUGGUUCUUCGGCAUCUGUUCGACCUGGUCCAGCUAUAUUCAUGAUGUUAUUCGCAUUCCUACUUUGUAUUUCUUCUUAUAUAGUCCGGAUGACUUGGGGUAAAUUCAGACCUAGACCCAAUUGGACUAUCAAAGGAUAUUCUGAUUUCCACAAUGAUAACCCGCCUCCAAUGUCAGCUGCUCUCCCUCCAAACGAAGAUCAUCCACCCACAUGGUAA
Molecule: messenger RNA, 966 nt
Organism: Kwoniella shivajii
Lineage: Eukaryota; Fungi; Basidiomycota; Tremellomycetes; Tremellales; Cryptococcaceae
Exons: 6
Coding region: 1-966 (321 amino acids)
Cellular component (GO): plasma membrane
Source: RefSeq, a predicted model, not a curated record